ACCGAGAAAAACCAUUUCUCGCCCUUUCUUUCGUUCGUUCGUUCAUUCGUUCAUUCAUUCAUUCAUAUAGUUGAGUACGCAUUUCACCCAUCAGUAGUCGACUAGCUUAGCAGGCAGAAGGUGUAAAGGUUUUGCUCAAUGGCGGCGGCUGCGAGGAGCGCGAUACUUAAGUACCUGAGAGUUCCAGUUCCGGCUGUGCCAUCAAACCCUAGCUCCACCACCCCUCUCUUUCUCUCCCCCUUUAACGCCAUACGACGCCGUCUCUUCUCCGAGGAGGUCAGGGGCACGUUCCUCGACAAAUCCGAGGUCACCGAUCGUGUUAUCUCUGUCGUCAAGAACUUCCAGAAAGUCGAUCCCUCUAAGGUUACACCAAAUGCUCAUUUCCAGAAUGAUCUUGGAUUAGAUAGUUUAGAUGCUGUGGAGAUUGUGAUGGCUCUUGAAGAGGAGUUUGGGUUUGAGAUCCCUGAUAAUGAAGCUGACAAGAUAAACUCAAUUGGUCUUGCUGUGGACUUUAUUUCUUCUCACCCUCAGGCGAAGUAGGGGAAAGGCAUGAGGCUCCUUUUUUAAUUCUCUCUACUUUCCUGCAAGGAAUAGAUGCCAGUAGAACUUUUGGAUAUUCUUACCUUUUACUCCCAUUUCUAAAUACCCAUUUAGGGUUUGCUGCUCCUUUUAAUGUUGUUUAAAGAGAGUAGUAUUUUGUUGGUAUGCUUCAAACAUGGGUGCUGCGGUUCCAGCUUAUGGAUGGAGAGUGACUCUUUUAUUGUUUCGUAGAUGUUUUGUUUAAAUAAAAAUCAUCCAAGUUUGUUGCUGUUAUAA
Prunus mume (Japanese apricot) is the source of this 816-nucleotide messenger RNA. RefSeq names its product mitochondrial acyl carrier protein 2 (gene MTACP2). Gene Ontology annotation, molecular function: acyl binding; acyl carrier activity; phosphopantetheine binding. NCBI's taxonomy places the organism in Eukaryota, Viridiplantae, Streptophyta, Magnoliopsida, Rosales, Rosaceae. Gene Ontology annotation, biological process: fatty acid biosynthetic process. Gene Ontology annotation, cellular component: mitochondrion. The record is from RefSeq and is a predicted model, not a curated record.